This is a messenger RNA of Lolium rigidum, 1676 nucleotides long. RefSeq lists its product as uncharacterized. The record is from RefSeq and is a predicted model, not a curated record. Lineage: Eukaryota; Viridiplantae; Streptophyta; Magnoliopsida; Poales; Poaceae. The coding region runs from base 12 to 1625 and encodes 537 amino acids. The transcript is spliced from 6 exons.
CGCGGGAGACGAUGGAGUUCCCAGCCUCCGCGCUGCGGCCGCACCGCGUCUUCCAAGCUGGCCGCUGGAUCCCAGCUGCGCAACUGGGCGAUGGACAACCUUUGUUUCACGAGGGAACCCAAGUGGAAGUGAGCCGGUCCGAAAAAAGCUUUGGUGAAUCCUGGCGUCCAGCUUCUGUCCUUAAAGUGAUUGGUGCUACAAAUUUCUUAGUGAAGUACACGCAUGUUGGAAACAACGGGGCAUUAGCCACUGAGAUUCUAGAUUCUCAAUAUAUUCGGCCGGCGCACACCGCUCGUAAGUACAGAUUUUCUCGAUUUUCUCGUGUUGAGGUAAUGCAUGAAGGUAGCUGGUGGCCUGGUGUUAUUAUGGAGGUUCCAGUUAGUGGAGUCGGGAAUAAGUAUGUAGUAAAACUGAAGAGCCAUGAGACAUGCAUAGAUGUGUUGACGGUUGAAAAUACGCAGCUAAGGCCACCAUUUUGCUGGGACCGUAAAAACUGGUUACUCUCCCUGGAAAAGAAAUCUGCUACUGUACCUAAGCUGGCUUCUCGAAAAAGGCCAAUUUCUUCAGGCUUGUCAUUACAUAAGGAAGCUGGUGAAACCAGUGAUGAACAUGGUUCUCAUCGUGAAAAGAAGUUGAAGAAUGCAGAGUUAGCAUCAGAAACAAUUCCCCCUUUCUCGGUUGUUUUUAAUCAAAGCUCUGAAUUCAAGCACCAUUUCAGCUCUUAUCCCAAAGAAACAACGAAACAAGGAAAUGCAAUGUUCGCACCUCCUUCAUUGGUGCUAAUGGCUGGAUUUUCACAUCUAAGUGGUUCUUCACUUGCUCAAAUUAGUAGUAUAAAACAAGCAUAUUCUCAGAAGAGUAUCAAGCCGUGUGCACCGGUACCGCAAAGUCGACAGUUACAGGGUUCGCUGUUUGGAACUUUUGGACAGACAAGGCCUCUCCCACAGGACCCACUUCUAGGAAUGCGAUCACGUAACCCUCAGAGUCAAAAGGAAGUGAUAGCUGCUAAAAGUAUCGAGGAAGCCAGAAACAUUGUUUCUAUGCCACAAGACCUGGCCAAGCUGAAAGAUGUUGAUGAUGAUGUUGACGUACGUGAUAAUGUGACUGCUCGACCUGGAAUGAUUUCAGAAAUAAAUACAACGAAUUGUGUUGACCCAUCAAUGACACCAAAGGAUGCUGGAGGUCCGCAACAUGCCGUGUCACAGCAAGGUGGUGGUUCAACCAUGGACAACCGGCUUUCAGAAUCCUUGGCAAUCAAGCAUCUUCCAUUUGUGAAGACCUCUCCAGCGACAAUGGGAGUACUGCCUAAAGCGCCGCAGUUGGAAGCUUUGUUCUGCAGGAAGAAUAUGCACCACACCGAGCCACAAAAUGAUGAUGCUAUGAUGAAAACGUUGGAGGAGAAGAUUGCUCGCAAAGAAGCCGAGGAUAGAGAACUCGGCGCGCGAAUGCGCGUGCUGGCUGUGGCUCUCCAUCAGUUGGGGUUAUAUGCCAGUCUCGUGCGUGACAUGAUGCGGUCCGCUGUUUCCCAGAAGAUAAGCAAUGCUACAGAGAUCUCAAGACUCAAAAGCCAAGCAAGCGAGCUAGAACUCGGUCGGAAGUAUCCGCCUCCGCGCGCGUUAAGGUGAGUUUGGUGGGAACAUCUAUGUCUUGUACAGGUAGUUACUGGUGUUAAGUGG